CCAUUGAAGAGAGUAAAUCAAUAAAACUUAUUUUUAUUGCCUUUUGACUCUAUGGUGCCGUUUUAAUUACGUUUCGACGUUCGGUUUAUCCUAGUUAGUUAGUCUAUUUACCAUGCCUGGUUAAGUACGACAUUGAUAUGCCUAUUGGGUAAUUUCCUUUGGUUCACAUUGAACAAGCGCUAUGCAGACGGUGGCAGGGCCGCAUAGGCAUGAACCCUUACGGCGAGUAUCUCAAAAAGAAAACUUGGAAGUAGGUGAAAGACUUGCACAUAGUAGCACAAAAGGGGAGACCGAGAAUGACGCUUAUACAGUUGAUUUGUCAAGCUGUUUCAAUCAGUUUCUGCUACCAAUGAGCUACGUAUGGCUGCCAUUAAAAGAAGAUGGUUUUGUUUCACUUAAACAACAGCGUUCAGAUUUAUCCACUGAGCCACAGAACCAAAGCCCAGGCAACAAACCAUGGCACCACAAAGCAAUUAGGAGAAAUAUGUCAAAGGGUAGAGACUUAACUUUACAUGUGGGUGGGCUCCCCGUAGAUCUACCAAACUCGGCCUAUACUGACUAUGCAGCACAGUGCACCAAAAUUGAUCGCGUCACAGUGGGUCCCAUAUUUCCUACUAUAGGUGCAUUCUUUGUUACUUUUGGAAAUGGUUCACAUGCAUCCAGUGCUUUAAAACUUUUCUCCACCACACGUAUGAUGGGAAAGCAAGCAACUUUAACAAUGCUUCCCUACAUCACUAGUCCCAGUGGAAUAAGCGACCCUCUUACCCCCCUACUUGUAUUUAUCAACUGCAAAAGUGGUGGCGGACAAGGAAAAGAAGUUUAUAACGAACUCUCCCAGUUUCUCAAUAAAAACCAGAUAUUUCUUAUAGAUCAGGCUGGUGCUGCUCCUGGAUUUUAUGCCUUUCGACGACUACCCAAGUUCAAAGUGCUAAUCUGUGGAGGUGAUGGUACAGUAGGAUGGGUGUUGUCCCAUCUUGAGCUGCUACAACGUCAACUACAAUGUAAGGCUCCCCACAUAGCCGUUCUACCAGUGGGGACAGGCAACGAUCUUGCGCGAGUGCUGGGUUGUGGUUCGAGCUGGAACGGAGAAUGUGCAGAAAUGCUGCUAGCUCAGAUUUCUGACUCCAGUCCUGUAAAGCUUGACAGAUGGAACUUAUUAUUCGACUCAAUUGUUGAAAACAAUGAUAACAACAUUCACCCUGAGAAAGCUCCCUUGUUGGUUUCUGACGCUGUAAAUAAAGUAAAAAAUGUAAACAUCGGCACCGAACUUGCUCAUUCAAUGACUUCCCCUAUUAAUAUCAUUAUGAGCCUGGGUGCUGAACCACAGCCUGCAUCAAAGGGGACAAUUGAAAGUUCAAAAAAUGAUGAAAAAAAGACUUUGACGGGUUUUAAAUCUUACCUACCCCGAGAUGAAGCUGUUUGUGAAGAAAAUAAUGCAGAAGUUCAAACUUUAAAAAAUGAUGAAAAUAAGACUUCGACAGGUUUUAAAUCAUACCUACCCCCAGAUGAAGCUAUUUGUGAAGAAAAUAACGCAGAAGUUCAAACUUCAACCCACUGUGAUAAUGAAGUGUUGCAUGAACAGUUAGAAGAUAAAUUGAAGCUGGACUCAUGCAGUAACUCAGUUAAACGGGAUCCAAAUUCUGAUUUGGCUGAAAAAAAUGACCAGGAACAAAAUACUGAACAAGAAAACAGGAGCUUGUUGCACAAAACUAAGCAGCAAAAAGUUGAAAUUGAAAGUACGAAAGAGGAGUUUGGUCCGUUUGUUAAAUUUGACGAAAGUUUCAAAAUUUCAAGUCGGGAGGAGGCUUCUCAGAUGGUUGUGGAAUCCAAGGAAGAUUUGAUCUUAGAUGAGGAAGAGAUAGAUGAACUACCACAAUUUAAUGUUGGAAGAAAUUACAGUGUAGUGUCUGAAACCUAUCUUGCUGAAAAGCCACCAACUCAACUUAAAAAGAUGUCUUUACCUGUUAUAUCUUCAUUUAAAAAGGAGCCACCAGAACCAGUGACAUGUCCUACCGCACCCGAAGGGUUAAAGAUGGUGGCAAUGAACAAUUACUUCGGGAUUGGGAUUGACGCAGAACUAAGUCUUGCUUUCCACCUUGCAAGAGAAGAAAACCCAGAAAGAUGUACAAGCAGGCUUCGCAACAAAGCUUUAUAUUUUAAAGCUGGUUUAAAAAAAAUGACAAGUCGCUCCGUUAAUUUAAGCAAUGUCAUCGAAUUGCAAGUUGAUGAUCACGUGAUAGACCUUCCACCAAUCAAAGGUCUCAUAUUUCUUAAUAUCACGAGUUGGGGUGCGGGUUCCAAUGCAUGGGGUAGCGCUGUUAGUAAGAGGUUCAACCAACCUUCUAUUGGAGAUGGAAUGUUAGAAGUGCUUGGUGUUGGUGGGGUUGCUCAUAUGAGCCAGAUAUACAGUGGGCUCAGAACAGGUAUGAGGUUGGCACAAGGUGAAUAUAUAAGGAUCACACUUAAGAGGGAAGUUGCAAUGCAAGUAGAUGGGGAACCGUGGAUGCAACCACCUGGAAGGAUCAUUAUCACGGUGUCUUCUAUGCAGGCUACAAUGUUAAAACGAAGCAAACGAAAAUCGAAAUAAUUCUACAUUAGUUGCAACACCCCUUGCUUCCAAUUUGCACUGUCAUUAAUCACUGUUCUGAUUGUUGCAUUAUUUUCUUGAUGUUGAGUGUAUAUCACAGUGUUAUGCAUCAUUUUUAUCAGCUGCGUUAUGAACUUGUGCUACAAAUCAACACCAAGUUAAUUUAAUAAAAUUUAAGUAGAACUGCUAUCUUUAUAUUAACGCUGAUAAUAUUUAAUACAAAUCUUAUUUCAAUUUAAGUUGUCGUAACUAUUUUUUUGCAACAAAACAAUGAAAACAUUA
Ciona intestinalis (vase tunicate) is the source of this 2869-nucleotide messenger RNA. RefSeq names its product diacylglycerol kinase theta. The record is from RefSeq and is a predicted model, not a curated record. Gene Ontology annotation, biological process: phospholipase C-activating G protein-coupled receptor signaling pathway. Gene Ontology annotation, molecular function: ATP-dependent diacylglycerol kinase activity. NCBI's taxonomy places the organism in Eukaryota, Metazoa, Chordata, Ascidiacea, Phlebobranchia, Cionidae. Gene Ontology annotation, cellular component: membrane.